Molecule: messenger RNA, 2464 nt
Organism: Aricia agestis (brown argus)
Lineage: Eukaryota; Metazoa; Arthropoda; Insecta; Lepidoptera; Lycaenidae
Gene: E(z)
Product: histone-lysine N-methyltransferase E(z)
Exons: 17
Coding region: 88-2358 (756 amino acids)
Biological process (GO): chromatin remodeling
Molecular function (GO): protein binding; histone H3K27 methyltransferase activity
Source: RefSeq, a predicted model, not a curated record
CUCGACUCUCGACUUUAUUGUACAUACGGUACCUAAUUUGUUUGUUAUAAAGUGAUUUUAAAAGAUAUAUCAGAUAUUAUUAAAUAGAUGAGUAAGUCAAAAGUAUCAGCAGAAUGGAAAAAGCGUGUGAAGUCCGAAUAUAUGCGCCUUCGCCAAGUGAAGAGAUUCAAGCGCGCCGACGCGGUGAAGGUGGCAUGGGCACAGAAUAUGCGGCUUAUGUCGGAGGCAGUUGAGACCCACGAGGAGUGCUCUGAUCGCGGCCGGCCGUUCUGGCCCCCACCGGCACCCUCCUCCAACCAUGAGAGUCUCAUGAAACGAGCUGAGGUCACCUACACAGAUGCAUCUGGUGUGGUGACGACUCAGCAGGUACCGAUCCGCAUCAUCAACUCAGUGAACCCCAUCCCUACAAUGUACACCUGGGCGCCGACUCAGAAGAACUUCAUGGUGGAAGACGAGACCGUCCUCCACAACAUCCCUUACAUGGGAGAUGAAGUCCUCGACCAGGACGGCACAUUUAUCGAGGAGCUCAUUAAGAAUUAUGAUGGAAAAGUUCAUGGCGACAAGGAGGGUGGCUUCAUAGAUGACCAGCUAUUUGUGGAGCUGGUGCAUGCACUCAUGACAUACCAGACCAAGGACGAGGUCGCUGAUGAGAGGAAAGACAGAGACGCACCACAUUCCAAAGAAGAAAAGGAGAAGGAAACUCCUAAAGAGGCAAAAGACAAAGAGGACACUAAAGAGACGGAGAAGAAAGUGAGCGACAAGCAGUUCCCGAUCUUCACGAUAUUCCAGGCAAUCAGCUCACAGUUCCCGGAUAAGGGCACAGCGCAGGAGCUAAGAGAGAAAUACGUGGAGCUGACAUCGGUGCGUGACCCGGACGCUCUGCCUCCGGAGUGCACACCCAACAUCGACGGCCCACUAGCGGAGUCCGUCGGCCGGGAGCAGACCAUGCACUCCUUCCACACGCUGUUCUGCCGACGCUGCUUCAAAUACGACUGCUUUUUGCACCGAUGUCAAGCCACAGGUCUGCAGGCGUGUCACCCGCGGCCCAACCUGUCCAAGCGCAAGGGGCCUGAUCUCAAGCCGUUCACGGAGCCUUGCGGACCCAACUGCUAUAUGUUGCUGGACGGUAUGCGCGAGAAGCUGGCUCGCGAGCAGGCGGACGGCGGCACGGGGGGUGCGGGGAGCGCGGGGGCGGCGGGCGGCGCGGGGGACAAGGGCAAGGCGGUAGACUCGCCCAACGACGCCUCCUCCGAGGACAGCAACGACAGCAAUAGGUUCCAGAAAGGCAGCAGCAGCAACGGCGGCGGCGCGUGGAGCAGCGCGGCCGGCGCCAAGCCCGACACCACCGCCGAGCCCGACACCACCGCCGAGCCCGCCUACAACGCGCUCGGUCUAACGCUGUCUGACCUGGAGUCGGAGUGGACGGGCUCCGACCAGUCGCUGUUCCGCGCGCUGCACAAGCUGUUCCCCGCCAACUACUGCGCGCUCGCACAGCUCAUGCUGUCCAAGACUUGCCAACAGGUGUAUACAUACUGGAUCAAGACCGGCCAAGAGCAGUGCCGCGUGGAGGCCGAGUUGACUCCGCCGCGCAAGAAGAAGAAGAAGCACCGCCUCUGGUCCGUCCACUGCCGCAAGAUACAGCUCAAGAAGGACUGCGCCUCGCAUCAUGUCUACAACUACACGCCGUGCGACCACCCCAACCAGCCGUGCGACAGCAUGUGUCCGUGCCUCCAGUCACAGAACUUCUGCGAAAAGUUCUGUCAGUGCAGCAGCGACUGCCAAAACCGCUUCCCCGGCUGCCGCUGCAAGGCUCAGUGCAACACCAAGCAGUGUCCGUGCUACCUCGGCGUGCGCGAGUGCGACCCCGACCUGUGCACCGCGUGCGGCGCCGACGCGCCCGCGCCACACCCCGUGUACUGCCGCAACGUGUCCGUGCAGCGUGGUCUCCACAAGCACCUGCUACUGGCUCCCAGCGACGUGGCCGGCUGGGGCAUCUUCCUGAAGGAGGCGGCGCACAAGAACGAGUUCAUAUCGGAGUACUGCGGCGAGAUCAUAUCCCAGGACGAGGCCGACCGCCGCGGCAAGGUCUACGACAAGUACAUGUGCUCCUUCCUGUUUAAUCUCAACAAUGAUUUCGUCGUUGAUGCGACGCGCAAGGGCAACAAGAUCCGUUUCGCGAACCACUCUAUCAAUCCCAACUGCUACGCCAAGGUGAUGAUGGUGAACGGUGACCACCGCAUCGGCAUCUUCGCCAAGCGCGCCAUACAGCCUGGGGAGGAGCUGUUCUUUGACUACAGAUAUGGACCAACAGAACAGUUGAAGUUUGUGGGAAUUGAAAGAGAAAUGGAGUUCUUAUGAGAACAACCUUAGUUUGUUGACUAGUGGAUGCUGCAUAAUUACUAGAAUCAUUCUCAAUUAGUAAUAUACUAUGUAUUAUGAUGAUAUAAUAAAACGAAAUAAAAUA